Molecule: messenger RNA, 2755 nt
Organism: Lates calcarifer (barramundi perch)
Lineage: Eukaryota; Metazoa; Chordata; Actinopteri; Centropomidae
Product: glial cell line-derived neurotrophic factor
Exons: 2
Coding region: 958-1761 (267 amino acids)
Biological process (GO): peripheral nervous system development; positive regulation of branching involved in ureteric bud morphogenesis; negative regulation of neuron apoptotic process
Molecular function (GO): receptor tyrosine kinase binding; growth factor activity; glial cell-derived neurotrophic factor receptor binding
Source: RefSeq, a predicted model, not a curated record
CUGAAUGUGGGAGGGAAAAGAUUUUAAUUACUGGCAGAAUUGUACAUGUUAAGCCGUAACGGAUAUCAGCUCAAAGCCCUUGAUGUUAAAUGUCAUCUGCUCAUCAAGUGUAAAACAGUGUGAUUUCAAGCACUCUGCGGUUAUAAGUAGCAACACAAUCUACCCAGUCUGUUUUGACUGGCUGAUUAGAAACACAUUUCCCAUCCAAUAUCAACCAAACACCAACAGCAGGAGGAUAUGGAAUCUGGUGUAUUGUUAGUGGAAAGUGUGAAACUUCUCUCUCCCUCUCAGCCAUCUGAGUACACAGACUGGGGCUCUUUCAUAACAUAACUCCCCUACUCUCACCAAUUCCGGACCUCAAGUUCAAUCAUGAAUUUGGACUCCAUCCCUCUGUGUAGUCUGCAUGGGUGGAGACUGGAAGAAGCAGAGGAUGGACCCAUUAGACGUCACCACCACUCCCCAUCUCUCCUGUUAGACCUCUCGCUUCUCCUCAGACAGGAUUGAUGGUGAGUGGGAAUGAACAGGAGCGUGCGUCACCGCACUGUGAAAUAGAAACCGUGCGUACUGAAUGAAAAGCGCGAGUGGAGGACUGUAAAGUGAGAAUCUUUUUUUUUUUCUUUCGUCUUCCAAGCGUCGUGGAUCCGUGGGUUUGCAAGUAAGUUCAGAGGGAAGUCAUUUUGCGCGCCUGCCUUCGGUUUCGUGCGCCCUGGAUGUUGUGCCACGCCGCACAGGCUUAGCCAGCUGGCAUGUGAGUGAUAGCGUGCAGUUUACAGUACGCAGGGCAAUAAUACACUGAUCCUCACCAUUUUCAGUGGCAAGAACCUAGACCUGAUGAGCGCGCUCCAGCGUUUCCUCUCCAACUGUUAAACGUCUUCAACAUGCUGUUUAACGUCGUUGCCAGAUGAUACCUGUUGAUUUUGCAUCGCGCCAUGUCCUUCUGUCGGACUGAAGUGGACAAUGAAGUUAUGGGAUAGCCUGACCACUUGUUUGAUACUGCUGAGCACCGUGCACGCCAGCCCGCUGCUCCGGAGCCGACAGCAGCAGUCCACGUCCGCCAAGAGGAGAGGGCGCGCCGCCGAGAGUCCCCUGGAGCUCCCGCCGAUUCAGAUCCGCCUGUCUGUUUCCUCCCCGGGCAUCAGACGCGCUGAGGCGGAUACGGCGGACUGGGAAGAAGAGACGCUGGCUGGAGGUGAAAAAUACGCCAUGGAGGAGCCUCUCCCAAGUGACUUUGAAGAUGUGGUGGACUUCAUCAAAGUGACCAUCAGUAGGAUACGUCGCUCCUCCUCAUCCACCAUGUCCUCAUCUACCUCUUCCUCAACCACCUCCUCCCCCUCCAAAGAAAACUUAAGCAGUAGCACUCGACAGAGAAGGGAGAGGAAGAAGGGGGCGAGCCAGCAGGGUGGUAAAGGAGGAAGAGGUGGGGAGACAGGCAGGAAGGUCAGAGGGGGAGGUGGCGGUGGGCGAGGACAGGGCUGUGUGCUCAAACAGAUCCACCUCAACGUGUCGGACCUCGGUCUGGGCUACCGCUCCAGUGAGGAAAUGAUAUUCAGGUACUGCUCGGGACCCUGCAGGAAGUCUGAGACCAACUAUGACAAAAUCCUCUACAACCUCGCUCAUAACAGGAGGUUUCCUCCCAAAGACACACCUCCUCAGGCCUGCUGCCGACCAAUAGCGUUUGAUGACGAUCUCUCGUUUCUGGAUGACAACCUCGUUUACCACACAGUGAAGAAGCACUCUGCCAGGAAAUGUGGUUGUGUGUAAGGAGUAUGAACUGGUGUUAGGCUUUGUGUAAUUUUGCAUCCACUCCCACUUUGAAGUACGGUAUUUGAGUGUUUUUUUUCCUGCAGAUUUUUCACAUUGUGAGGAAACUUUUUGGCAUGACGUGUGACCGUGUACAACUUGAGUCCAUCAGGUAUCACCUAUGACCUCUAUUGAUCUGCUUAUUCUCCAUGUGGGCUCCAUUACAAUAGCUACAAUUUUACAGUCUACACCUUAGAUCACAAAGUCACAAAGUCAACCUAAAAGACUGACACCACUCAAAAUCAAAAACAGUGAAUGACUCAGCUGACUCACUCUGUCUACUGUACAGCACAUAAGUUACAUGGAAAAGGUCAUAUACAUAUGAAAUGUAUUUAUGAAAUCUUGAAUGUAUUAACUUAUUAAUAUUUAUUUUGUUUUUAUAAAAGGAAUAAAUAUUAUUUAUUACUGUAAUGUGAUAUUUUAUAGUGUGCCAAAGGUUUAAAUCAAAUGAUUUUUUUUAACUUCCAUAUAAACGCAGUAAAAGACCGGGCGGUUUACAUUGCAAAAUGAUCUUUUACGCAUCAGGAUCUUAAGUUAAAGGUGCCCUGUGAAGUCUUGUAAACAAACACCUGUGUGUCUGCGUGUGUGCACGAUACAAACAAAACAGGGACCCACUCUUUAAACAUUACUCUGCAGUGCUACUAGUGGUCAAAAACUCCACAGGGCACCUUUAAAGUUAUUCUUCAAAGGGAAACUUUCCUCAGUAUCUUAACGUUUACAAUGUUCUGCAAUUUCAGUGUCAUUUGACUGCAUUGUUUCCUGUUUUUGUUUGUUUGUUUUUAGCAAAAUGUUUCAUUCUCAUGACUAGAGGAGUAGUUGAUGAUUGAUUAAGAUUAAUUGCUGUGGUACCGAAACAAGAUUUCCUCACUUAAAACUAUAACUACAGCUUUAUUUUUUAUACAGUAUUCACUUUUAAAUUGUCUCAUUUAAAUGUUAAUAAAUGCAUUCUUACACA